GACUAUAAAAACGAUGAAGUAGAAAUAACUUUCCACGUUUUGUACUGAUUCAAAAGUAGCCAUGAAUUUUUUAAUAACCGUUGCGCUGUUUUGCUGUUUGUCAGCUUCUGUCCUUGCCCCUCCACCUCCACCUCCAGGAGGUCCUCAUGGGGGACCUCCACAUGGCGGUCCUCAUGGGGGACCUCCACAUGGGCCUCAUGGUGGACCUCCACAUGGUGGUCCUCAUGGUCAUAAAUCUCUUUAUGACAUGUUUCCAGCUUGUGAAACUAUGGCAGAAUCUAUGAGAGCAAAGAAUCGCGAAUUAAAAGAAAAUGGGGAAAUAGGUCAUAGGAAUUGCAAAGAAGAAGAUCCCAAGGUUUGCAAGUUGCGUGAUAUGGAGAAAGUGCGAUGCGCUAUGACUGACGAGCCUUCACAGGAAUGCACAGAUGAAAUUUUAGCAUACAUACAGGGAGACAUCUGCAAUGAAGACGGGGCAGAAACCGAUGAUUAGCAACUCGAACAGGAAAUUCAAACAUGAAUCAGCCUUUUUUGGUGUUUAAUUUAUAAUAAAUAUAAUAUUUGAAUUGA
Messenger RNA from Argiope bruennichi, 567 nucleotides. RefSeq lists its product as uncharacterized. Lineage: Eukaryota; Metazoa; Arthropoda; Arachnida; Araneae; Araneidae. Bases 62 to 490 code for a protein of 142 amino acids. The record is from RefSeq and is a predicted model, not a curated record. The transcript has 3 exons.